Messenger RNA from Rotaria sordida, 435 nucleotides. The record is from the annotation of a GenBank genome assembly. NCBI's taxonomy places the organism in Eukaryota, Metazoa, Rotifera, Eurotatoria, Philodinida, Philodinidae.
AUGCGACAAUGGAUGAUGAAUCAUCAUGAUCUUGAUCAAAACAUUGAUGCUAAAAAAAUCAAACAAGGAGUGAAAGAUCAAUUUCAAUCAUCAUUAACACAGAUGACUCUCUAUGCAUUAGGCGAACAUACCACUGCACAAAUAGGUGAACUCUGUUAUGGUGAUAUGAAUGAUGUGUUCAACGUACCUGAAGUGAAUCCAAAUGCUGAAUUAAUAUUACCACCAUGUCCAAUAAGUCAACAAGAAUCGAAUUGGCCAUUAUUAGUUGCAUCAAAAGAAUUUUUUGAAGGUGCAAUGAUCAAGCGAAAUCAACCAACAUCAACAACAGCAGGUUUAACAUCAAAUAUAUCAACAAAACUUUCUGCAAAUCUUCAUAUUGAUGAAACAGCAACAAGUGGCGGAGAUUGGGCUGAUGAUGAAGUACAAAUUUAUUAA